Sarcophilus harrisii (Tasmanian devil) is the source of this 4578-nucleotide messenger RNA. RefSeq names its product KIAA1324 like (gene ELAPOR2). NCBI's taxonomy places the organism in Eukaryota, Metazoa, Chordata, Mammalia, Dasyuromorphia, Dasyuridae. The coding region runs from base 69 to 3161 and encodes 1030 amino acids. Gene Ontology annotation, biological process: positive regulation of BMP signaling pathway. The transcript is spliced from 22 exons. The record is from RefSeq and is a predicted model, not a curated record.
GCAUCUGGAUCUUCCACCUCUCGGGAGGUUUCCUGCCUCUCCGCUUCCUCCCCAGCCUGGAGCUAGAGAUGCAGCGGCUGGACACGGCUGCGGCGCUCAGGAGAAGCCGGGGGCUUUCUGCUCGGGCGCCCAGGCACGGGAGCUCGCGGGGCUGGAGCUCCGCUUGGCUCUGCUGCUGGGCGCUCGCUGCCGGCUGCCCGGCGGCUUGGGCUGUGGACCUAGCCGCCGCUUCCAGUCUCCCGUUACCUCCUUGCCAAGAGAAAGAUUACCACUUUGAAUAUACGGAAUGUGAUAGCAGUGGCUCCAGGUGGAGAGUUGCCGUUCCCAAUUCCGCAGUGGACUGUUCUGGACUGCCUGACCCUGUGAAAGGGAAAGAAUGCACCUUCUCCUGUGCUUCUGGUGAAUACCUAGAAAUGAAGAACCAGGUUUGCAGUAAGUGUGAGGAAGGUACCUACUCCUUGGGCAGUGGCAUCAAGUUUGAUGAAUGGGAUGAGUUACCUGCAGGAUUUUCCAAUGUUGCAACAUUCAUGGACACAGCAGUGGGUCCUGCUGAAAACAAACCAGAUAGCUGUGACAACUCUUCCUGGAUCCCUCGUGGAAAUUACAUUGAAUCGAAUAGAGAUGACUGCACAGUUUCUUUAAUCUACGCAGUGCACCUGAAGAAGUCUGGUUAUGUCUUUUUUGAAUACCAAUAUAUUGACAACAACAUCUUCUUUGAAUUCUUUAUACAAAAUGAUCAGUGCCAAGAGAUGGACUCCUCCACAGACAAGUGGGUAAAAUUGACAGACAAUGGAGAAUGGGGUUCUCAUUCUGUCAUGUUAAAAUCAGGCACAAACAUAUUAUACUGGAGGACCACGGGGAUUCUCAUGGGGUCCAAAGUGGUGAAACCUGUACUAGUGAAAAAUAUCACUAUUGAAGGUGUUGCAUACACAUCAGAAUGUUUUCCCUGCAAGCCAGGAACAUUCAGUGACAAGCCAGGUUUGUCCAACUGCCAGAUUUGCCCUAGAAACACCUAUUCUGAGAAAGGAGCUAAAGAGUGCAUAAAAUGCAAAGAAGAUACCCAGUUUGCAGAUGAAGGAUCCAGUCAAUGUAUGGAGCGCCCUCCUUGUACACAAAAAGACUACUUUCAGAUUCAUACACCAUGUGAUGAUGAAGGAAAGACACAGAUAACGUACAAGUGGAUAGAGCCCAAGAUCUGCCAGGAGGACCGUGCAGAUGCCGUUAGGCUUCCCCCUUCUGGAGAGAAGAGAGAUUGUCCCCCAUGCAACCCUGGUUUUUAUAACAAUGGCUCCUCUUCUUGUACUCCUUGCCCACCUGGAACAUUUUCAGAUGGAACGCAGGAAUGCAAGCCAUGCCCAGCAGGAACAGAGCCUGCUUUAGGUUUUGAAUAUAAAUGGUGGAACAUCCUGCCUGCCAAUAUGAAAACCUCCUGCUUCAAUGUUGGGAACUCAAAAUGUGAUGGAAUGAAUGGUUGGGAGGUAGCUGGAGACCAUAUCCAGAGUGGGGCAGGAGGCUCGGAUAAUGAUUAUCUGAUCUUAAACUUGCAUAUUCCAGGAUUUAAGCCUCCAACAUCUAUGACGGGAGCCACAGGUUCUGAACUCGGAAGGAUAAGUUUUAUUUUUGAGACCAUCUGUUCAGCAGACUGUGUGCUGUACUUCAUGGUGGAUAUUAAUAGAAAAAAUACCAAUGUGGUGGAAUCCUGGGGUGGAACCAAAGAGAAACAAGCUUAUACCCACAUCAUCUUCAAGAAUGCAACAUUCACAUUUACAUGGGCCUUCCAGAGAACAAAUCAGGGCCAAGAUAGUAGACGGUUUAUCAAUGAUAUGGUGAAGAUCUAUUCUAUCACGACUACAAAUGCAGUUGAUGGAGUAGCUUCAUCUUGCCGGGCCUGUGCCCUGGGUUCUCAGCAGUCACGUUCAUCCUGUGUGCCUUGCCCACCUGGACAUUACAUUGAGAAAGAGACCAACCAAUGCAAGGAAUGUCCGCCUGACACCUACCUGUCCAUACAUCAGGUGUACGGCAAGGAGGCUUGUGUUCCAUGUGGGCCAGGAAGCAAAAGCGCACAGGAUCAUACAGUUUGCUAUAGUGACUGCUUCCUGUCCUACAUGAAAGAAAAUCAGAGUUUGCACUAUGACUUCAGCAACCUCAGCAAUGUUGGCUCAUUAAUGAAUGGCCCGAGCUUUACUUCCAAAGGAACCAAAUAUUUCCAUUUCUUCAACAUCAGCCUGUGUGGGCAUGAGGGGAAGAAGAUGGCAAUUUGUACUAACAACAUAACAGAUAUCACUGUGAAGGAAAUGGUAGCUGAAUCAGAAGAUUAUACCAAUUUUGUAGGAGCAUUUAUAUGCCAGUCAACUAUUAUUCCAUCUGAAAGCAAAGGCUUCCGUACAGCUUUGUCUUCACAGUCUAUCAGCCUUGCAGAUAUAUUUUUAGGAGUAACUGUUGAAACCACAUUAUAUAACAUCAAUGUGAAGGAAGAUAUGUUCCCAACUCCAUUAAGGCAAAUACCUGAUGUACAUUUCUUUUACAAAUCUUCCACGGUGACAGCAUCCUGCAACAAUGGGCGAGUAGCUAUUGUCACUAUGAGAUGCAAUCCCAGCAAACCUGGCCAAGGUGUGAUUUCAGUCCCCAGCACAUGUCCAGCGGGCACCUGUGAUGGCUGUACAUUCUAUUUCCUGUGGGAGAGUGCCGAAGCUUGUCCUUUGUGUACAGAGCAUGACUACCAUGAGAUCGAAGGAGCCUGUAAGAGAGGAUUUCAGGAAACAUUAUAUGUAUGGAAUGAACCAAAGCAAUGCAUUAAAGGGGUUUCCUUGCCAGAGAAAAGAUUGACCACAUGUGAAACAGUUGAUUUUUGGUUAAAAGUGGGAGCAGGAGUAGGUGCUUUUACAGCAGUUUUACUUGUGGCUUUGACCUGCUACUUCUGGAAAAAGAAUCAAAAGUUAGAAUAUAAAUAUUCCAAACUGGUAAUGACAGCUAAUGCAAAGGAGUGUGAGCUCCCAGCUGCAGAUAGCUGUGCUAUCAUGGAAGGGGAAGAUAAUGAAGAAGAAGUUGUAUAUUCCAAUAAACAGACACUCUUGGGCAAACUUAAAUCCUUGGCAACAAAGGAGAAGGAAGAUCAUUUUGAAUCUGUUCAGCUGAAAUCCUCAAGAUCCCCCAAUAUAUGAAGAGGCAGUGCUGCCUUUGGAUAAAGGAACAAAGAAACCUGCUUUCUAAUUUUACAGGACCACAUUUUAGAGUCCAUCUUGAUGUCCAGGAUUGUUGGUGAUACCUGUGAGAAAUACUGGACUGUUGAAAUAAGAAGGUUGGAGCCUUCUGGUUGUCUGGUUGCCUUAUGAUGUGGUCAAGUACCUUGCCAAAAAGGAAAGCAAACAGUUUGGUGGCCAAGAUGAUGGUGAAGUUCAACUCAGGAAAGAGAUAUAUGUGUAUAUAUGUAACUGAAAACCAAGUUUAAAGCCCAUCAGUGCACUGCUGAUGCAUGCCAUUUAACUAAUUGGUAACUUUCAUUUCUUUUAACUCGUAUGAGAAUUAUCAUGUGUGUGUGCGUGCGUGUACGCAUGUGUGCAUGCAUGUGCAAUCAUAUGAAUAUUUUCCCUUAUUCUUUUGAAAGACUUCAAACUUUUCAUGAGAUACAAUCCCUUUGACCCCUAAUCCCUGUUUUUCCCCCUCCCAUCAUUUGAACAUGAAAUUUCCCUUCAAAAUGUUAAGCAGUGCUUGAGACUUAAGAACUUGAAUUUUCAUUCUCACAGAGAGCUUUCCCCUUUGAUUUCAGAAGCUCAAGUUAUCACCCUUUUGGAAAAAUUAGGUUCUCCAGGUUUCUGGGGCAUCUGAAUAUGUGUUCUUUCCAGAAAUUCCAUGUUAGGUGAGCUUAGAUGAUGUGGUAACCUUUAAGGAAGGAAUUCCUGGAAAACAUAGAGGAUGCACCUUGGAAGAAAAUGAGAAACAACCAGGAUACUAACUUCUUAGGAAGUCAACCAAUCCCUUUAUUAACAUGGAAGCCACACUAUAGAAAACUUCUUAAAUAGAAAGAUGUUCAAGUGAGGAAAAAAUGAAGUGAGAUGGAUUAUCAUGUCAAGUGGAGAAAUAAAAAAAAAGAUAGCUUAUCAAUUGAUGCAAGUUUAACUUAGACAACUAAUUCCACAGCUUUUAGCAUUGCUUUGGGCUCUUUGGAAAAGUGAGAUAGGCUACUCAUCCUCUUGUUUCAUGUAAAGUCCAAUUCUCAAGGCAUGUGGGGAUAGACCUCUUGUUGGAUCUUGUGGGAUGUUGCGAUUUGUGAUUUUUGUUUGGAGAAUUUUCUUCAAUCAAUAAACCAACAUCUAGUUUUGGAAAAAUAAAGUUUAUGACUGUCUGUGUGGCUAGGAAGUUGUUGUACUUUGGGCAGGAAAGGGAAUCUUAAGAUUGUUUUAAAAAUUUGGUGACUCUUUUUACAAUUAUUAUUGCUAACAAGAUUCAGGCAUGUGUUUAUUAAGAACAGAUGUUUGGAUGAUGAUGGAAUUGGCUAAUUUACCACAAAGUAAAUUUUUUUAGAAUCAUUGGGCACUGAAACAAGGUCUGGGACACUGAGCACCUUGGGGUGCCCAGCAU